AUGGAGACAAGGAUUGAGGAGCUGUUUGAGAAGGAUAAGCACAGAGCGGAUAAGAUGAGCAAGACCGUUGAUGUUGGAUGUGAGUAUUUGCAUUAUGACUUUUCGAAGACACACCUUACGGACGAGACUAUUGAGAAGUAUUUGAGAAGGAUGAGUGGAAUCGAAGGCAAGAUUGAAGCAAUGUUUUGCGGUGAAAAUAUCAAUUUUACAGAGAACAGAAAGGUUCUUCACGUGCUUCUUAGGGACAAAGAGAUUCUGGACAUGAUUGAGAAUGGCAGUAGUGCAAAGCUGGAUGGAGACAGGCAGAUGGUUCAUGAAGAGCUGAUGAAAAUGAAGCAGUUUGUGAAUGACUUUGAGCAAGGAAAGAUUUGCGGAGCCACUGGAAAAAGACUGGAGGCGGUUGUGAAUAUAGGCAUUGGGGGGAGUGAUCUUGGGCCUAGAAUGGUAUGUAGUGCGCUGAAGCGAUAUGGCAUGAAGGGAGUUACAGCGCAUUUUAUUUCGAAUGUGGAUGCAUCGGACACGAUUGAGGUUUUCGAUAGCAUUGAUGCAGAGAAGGCACUGUUUAUAGUUGUAAGCAAGACGUUUACAACGAUUGAGACUAUUCAGAACAUGGAGCUUGCAAUGAGAUACAUGGAGCAGCGACUGAAGCGAAGCAGGGAAGAGAUUGCAAGCAGACAUUUUAUUGCAAUUAGCUCGAAUGUGGACGAGGUCAGUCGAUAUGGAAUUCAGCAGGUGUUUUCGAUGUGGGACUUUGUCGGGGGGAGAUUUUCAUUAUGGUCUGCUGUUGGGAUGUCUAUAGCGCUAUAUGUUGGGUUUGAUGGAUUUCUGGAGAUGCUACGAGGAGGGAGCAUGGUUGAUGAGGAGUUCAGAAAGGAAAAGGGAUGGCAGAAUGCAGAGAUUAUGCACGCAAUAGUUGAGAUGUUCUAUUCUGAAAAUGGAUACGACAACAAGUGCAUUGUCCCGUAUGAUCGGUACAUGGAGAAGUUUUACUUGUAUUUGCAGCAGGCAGAGAUGGAGAGCAAUGGAAAGCCGUCCACGAGCAACGACACAGGAAUGAUAGUGUGGGGAGGAGUGGGAACGAAUAGCCAGCACUCGUUUUUUCAGCUGCUGCAUCAGGGCACAAGGAAGGUUCUGUGUGAGUUUUUGAUGCCUCUGAGGCCUCUGCAUAACGAGAGAAGGUAUCAUGAAAUAGUUGUGUCUAACUGUGUGGCACAAAGCAGGGCAUUGAUGGUUGGCCAGAAAAGCGAGCAAAAGGAGAAGUGUUUUGAAGGCAACCGGCCAACAAUAACGAUAUGCUACUCGAAGCUUACGCCAAGAACACUUGGAGCGAUGAUAGCGCACUAUGAGCACAAGAUAUUUGUUCAGGGAGUGUGCUGGGGAAUCAACUCGUUUGAUCAAUUCGGGGUUACACUGGGAAAGGAAAUAGCGACUAAUGUGUGUGAUGCGAUACGAAGCAGACAGACUGAGAAGUAUGAUGGAUCUACAAACAAGAUUCUGGAUCAUGUUUCCAAGAGUGCCGAGUAG
This is a messenger RNA of Ordospora pajunii, 1524 nucleotides long. RefSeq names its product glucose-6-phosphate isomerase. Gene Ontology annotation, cellular component: cytosol. NCBI's taxonomy places the organism in Eukaryota, Fungi, Microsporidia, Ordosporidae. The transcript has a single exon. Gene Ontology annotation, biological process: glycolytic process; gluconeogenesis; glucose 6-phosphate metabolic process. Bases 1 to 1524 code for a protein of 507 amino acids. The record is from RefSeq and is a predicted model, not a curated record. Gene Ontology annotation, molecular function: glucose-6-phosphate isomerase activity; monosaccharide binding; carbohydrate derivative binding.